Molecule: messenger RNA, 1621 nt
Organism: Astyanax mexicanus (Mexican tetra)
Lineage: Eukaryota; Metazoa; Chordata; Actinopteri; Characiformes; Acestrorhamphidae
Product: soluble scavenger receptor cysteine-rich domain-containing protein SSC5D-like
Exons: 3
Coding region: 362-928 (188 amino acids)
Cellular component (GO): membrane
Source: RefSeq, a predicted model, not a curated record
CACGCCAGUUCUGGCUCCAAUUUGCCUCUACUGCCUCUGCAAGCGCAGGCAAGAUGGCAGCUUCCAUUUCGGCCAUAUUUUGGCUUUAAAACGCCUUAAUGAGAGUAAAUGGGGACCGUCCAGACCAUACUUUUAUACAGUCUAUAAUCACAACCCAAACUCCACAACGCGCCAAGCAGCACAUUUUUAGUUGCUGCGGAAGCACAGCUCAUUUAGGCUCAGCUCAGCUCACCUCAGGACUUGUUGUGCUACUAAGAUAUAAGGCAGUGUGAGGUUGGUGGAUGGUGGCAGUCGCUGUGCUGGGAGAGUGGAGGUUCUUCAUAGAGGGCAGUGGGGAACAGUGUGUGGUGAUGACUGGGAUAUGAGUGAUGCUGCAGUGGUGUGUAGAGAGCUGGGCUGUGGAGAAGCUGUAGAUGCACUGGGCAAAUCUCAUUUUGGAUCAGGAUCAGGACCAAUCUGGAUGGAUGAUGUGGACUGUAGUGGAUCAGAGUCUAGACUGAAGAACUGUAGAUCACCAGUAUGGGGUAAACAUGACUGCAAUGAAACCCACAAUUCUGGAGUCAUCUGUUCAGGAGCCAGGCUGGUUUUAGGUUCUCGCUGCUCUGGGAGAGUGGAGGUUCUUCAUGGAGAGAGCUGGGCCACAGUGUGUGAUGCUGACUUUAACCAGCAGGAUGCAGAGGUUGUGUGUCGAGAGCUGGGCUGUGGUUCUCCUGUGAAGGUUCUGGGAGCAGCUGCGUUUGGUAGAGGGGAGGGUCAGGUGUGGUCAGAGGUGCUUCAGUGUAGAGGAAACAAAUCUCAGACUCACUUCUGUCCAAAAUCAUCUUCACUCAAACACAACUGCUCCCAUGAUAAUGAUGUGGGACUGGUGUGUGCAGGUAAGAACUGCAUUCAGCACAAUGAGCCUGUGACUUCAUCUAUUCCUACUUAGACAGCCCUCUGUCUCAGUAGCUCAGCCCUGUGCACCAUUACCUGUUUGCCAUUAAGACCUGGUGAAAUUAAAUAUUUGUGACUUAUUAUAUUGUUUGUUUGGGGUGAGGGUGUUAUGUUUGUGCAGCAUUACUGUUCUGGCAUUUGUUUUUUAGUGGAUAAUAGUGUAAUAAAGUGUAGGGGAUCUGUGUUUGUCUAGAAUACCUUGCAGUGUGAGUUUAAAAACAUUAAAAACACAGCUAGCAGAAACGUCCUGAUGGAUAGCACUAAUUAUAAACACAAUAGACUUUGGACAAAUGUAAUGAGUUUCUCUAGUCUAACAGACACAAGAGACUGUUGUUUUGGAGAUAAUUUGUGGAUUUUUGGAGCUGCAGUAACACAUUAUACAAAAUGGCUACAGCAACAUGUAUCCAUGUGAAUCACAUGUAAUAUUCUGGGUUGGAGUGGAACAGACUUAGAAUACUUGUACUGGCAGCACAUAGUUUAAAAGCAAGAAUGGUGAAUUAAGUAUGUGUCUACUGUUCUGUUCCUCCAGUCCAUUAAGCAGGUAACAAGACUGGUGGAGGUCAUAUAGUGUCUGGAAAAUAACUGCUCACAGGAUUGCCAACAAAUUAAAAGUCUAUGUGUAUCUUUCUUUUUUAUUUUUGUUAUUUUGAAACUGUAAAGGGAAAAAAUAUUAAAAAUGCUAAAUAGA